CUGUGAUUCCCCAUGUAAAGCACAAGACAAAAGCUUUCACCACCAGUGUCAAAGCCUCAUGACUAAGGGACCAUUUGAGAUUGUAGAACUAAAACAGGAGUUGUCUCUUCGUAAUUUGAAAACGAAAGGGAGUAAGGCUGAACUCUUGGCAAGGCUGGUGAAGGCUUACGAAGAUGAAGAACAUGAAGACAGUGUGGAUGAAGAAACUGCCUUUGAAGACAUUGAGUCUGAUGUCUUUGGUACAAGCUCCAAGGAAGAGGAGUUGGAUGUACUUGAGGAUGAAGAAUCUUUGCAAGAACAUGUCCAAAAUCCCCUGACUCCAGUACCUCAAGUGGUCUCCGGACCAGGCGUUGGAAAUUUGUGUUCCAGGCAGUCAGAAAAACUGAGCAUUAAAACUGUAGCAUCAAUGACGAAAGAAGAGCGGCUUAAAAAGAGAACGGAAAGAUUCGGCAGACCUGUCAGUGAUCAAGCAAAGAAGGAAGCCCGAGCGGCUCGGUUUGGCAUUCCAGUUUACGGUGGCACAGAAAUUAAACAAAAUACUGUUUCUCAAGAAAAAUUAAAGAAGAGAAAGGAACGAUUUGGAAUUGUGAUGGAUACAACAAGUCUGCUUGAUAAUCAGGCCAAGAAAAGGAUGAGAGCCGAGCGCUUUGGAAUAAAUCUGAACUAAACAUUGACACAAUGUUGAAGUACUGUGGGUGUUUAGAAUUUAAACUGAGGGGGGAUAAAAAGACUUGCUGACACUAAAUAUUGUCAUUGUUAAUUAAAACAAGGAAGUGCGGUCAUGCUUUUCACUGUUCUGUUUGCAUGUUUGUUUAGGAAGUUAUUUUUAUUUUUUUUAGUUAGUGUAGUCAAAA
Polyodon spathula (Mississippi paddlefish) is the source of this 854-nucleotide messenger RNA. Its product is annotated as SAP domain-containing ribonucleoprotein-like. Gene Ontology annotation, biological process: poly(A)+ mRNA export from nucleus. Lineage: Eukaryota; Metazoa; Chordata; Actinopteri; Acipenseriformes; Polyodontidae. Bases 59 to 667 code for a protein of 202 amino acids. The record is from RefSeq and is a predicted model, not a curated record. The transcript is spliced from 10 exons. Gene Ontology annotation, cellular component: nucleus.